CCAGGAUUUUGACCUAGUGACAGUGGAGGAACAGCAAUUCCAAAUCAGGAUUGUGUGUGGCUUGGAAGGAAAUUUGUAAGGUGGUGGUGUUCCUGUGCUUCUGCUGCCCAUUCUUGAGGUCAUAGAGAGCACAGGUUUGGAAGAUGCUGUCAAAGGAGCCUUGUUCGCCAUCAGAUAACUGAGCUGGAGGCGUCAAACUUUCCCCUGAAACAUUGGGACAGGAAGCGGUAUGAAAUACCUCCAGUGCACACUAGUGGUCAGAAACGUCCUCUGGCCAGUUUGUAGCUGAGGCUGGUCCUCGGGCAGAAUUCCUGAAACCACUCAAAAAGGCGAACCAGGCAAGUAAACUGACCGACUUGAACAGGUUUGGGAGAGAAAUUGCUGAAGAUUCGAGAUGGCCGGCACCGAGGAACGACAGCAGAGCACCCAUGUUGUUAACAGAGAAGAGUGUAUUACCUGUGGAGAGAGCUUAGGGUCACAACUCACUACAUUUGGACAGAGUACUUCCCAGUGCCUACAUCCUAGUGAGAAUCAAACCAAGGUCACAGAAGAGGAACUAACAAGAGAGAAAAAGUAUAAUGGCCGCAAUAUUAAAGAGCCUAUUAAAAAGGAGUCCAUCUAUAAUGUUGGAGAAGUUGAGUUUUUUGGAUUUGGCAAGAAACAUGGCAAGUUUGUACAAGUGUCCUGUAACACUCCUCCGGCUGCAAUAUUUGAGUUACUGACUGGAGACUGGAAUUUGCCAGCCCCAAACCUCGUUGUAUCAAUUGUCGGAGGAGAGGAAAAUGUCCUGAUGAAAUCAUGGCUUCGGGACACUAUCCGGAAAGGUCUGGUGAAGGCCGCGCAAAGCACAGGAGCUUGGAUCAUUACAAGUGGUCUGCGGGCUGGAAUCACCAAACACAUAGGGGAAGCAGUCCGUGAUCAUGCCUUGGCCGACACAUCCACUAAAAUCAAAGUCUUUGCAAUAGGAAUAUCACCAUUGGGAAUUAUUUCUAACCGUGAAGCUUUAGCCAAUGUUAAGAAACACAGUCCAGCAAUAUACCAGGUUGAAGAGACAGCACAAGGUCCUCUUUACUCUUUGGACAACAACCAUUCCCAUUUCAUAAUGGUAGAUGAUGAGACUCCCAAUGGCACCACUGAGCUUUGGCUGAAACUAUUGAAGCAUGUUUCCGAACAGCGGACAGGCUAUGCAGGAACAGGGAGUAUUGAAAUUCCUGUGCUCUGUGUUCUUGUACAUGGUCAUCCAGAUCUGUUGCAGAAAGUGCACCAAGGGAUGGAAAACUCUGUUCCAUGGCUGAUCCUGGCAGGAUCUGGAGGCAUUGCCGAUGUUAUUGCCUCCUUGAUGCAUGGACCUUUGGUUCCAGAGACUGUACAAGAACAACUUCAAGAAAAAUUCCCCAGAGAAACCUUUCCCAGGGAGGAUAUUCUCAAAUGGACCAAACUGAUUCAAAACAUUAUGGCCAAAGACUAUAUUUUAACUGUACACGACUCAGAGCAGGAGAGCUCCGAGGACUUGGACACCAUUAUCCUGAAAGCCCUUGUUAAAGCAUGUAAAAGUCAAACUCAAGAAGCCCAGGAGUAUCUGGAUGAACUAAAACUUGCUGUAGCCUGGAACAGGGUGGAUAUUGCCAAGAGUGAGAUCUUCAAUGGUGAUGUGGAAUGGACGUCACAUGACCUGGAAGAAGUAAUGAUGGAUGCCUUGGUGAAUGACAAGCCAGAGUUUGUCCGACUGUUCAUUGAUAAUGGGAUGAAUAUGUAUGACUUCCUCACCUAUGGCCGGCUUCAGGAACUCUACUGUUCCAUUCCACAAAAAUGCCUCCUCUAUGAGCUCUUACUGAAAAAACUCGAGGAGCAGAAACUUACUAUAACAGGCAUGAACUCCACUUCACAUCGUGACUCCCUGGAGAAGAGGCCCAAGUUUACCCUGUAUGAAGUGUCUAAGGUGCUAAAGGAUUUCCUGCAUGAUGCAUGCAAAGGGAUCUUCCAGGAAUCCAAUCCCUCUCGCAAGCCCUUGGGUGUUAAAAAGUCGAUAACAGAAUUGAAUAGCAAGUUACGUGGUCAGAGGUUGUUUGUGAUGCCGGAUUUAAGCCAAAAGCUUGAAAACCCUUGGAGGGACCUCUUUUUGUGGGCAGUACUACAGAAUCGACAAGAAAUGGCUAACUACUUCUGGGAAAUGGGUCCAGAAGCAGUGCCUGCCGCACUGGCUGCGUGCAAGAUUUUGAAGGAAAUGGCUCAUCUGGAAUCGGACACUGAGACAGCUCGGAGCAUGAAAAAGGCAAAAUAUGAUCAACUGGCACUAGAUCUGUUUGGCCAGUGUUACACUAACUGUGAAGACAGAGCCUUUUGCUUGCUGAUUCGCAAGACCAAGUACUGGAGCAAGACCACCUGCUUGCAGUUAGCUACAGAAGCAGAUGCCAAAUCCUUCUUUGCACAUGAUGGUGUUCAGGCGCUGUUGACUAAAAUCUGGUGGGGUGAUAUGUCGACUGAUACUCCAAUCUGGAAGUUGCUGUGUGGGUUCUUGUGCCCUCCUCUAAUAUUUACCAACCUUAUCAGCUUCAGUGUACAAGACCACCCGUCCAUAGGGAAAUCUGAACAACUGAAGGAGCUGGAUAGCCUGGAUAAAGAAAAGGCUCUGCUGCUCCAUGACGGGACAAGCAGUGAUCAUGACGCAAAGGAUAAAAGCAGACUUUGUGGAGAGGACGAACACAGAAAAUUUAUUUUAAGAAGGUGGAAGAAAUUCUGGGGCGCUCCAGUCACUGUAUUCCUGGGGAAUGUGAUCCUGUAUUUUGCAUUCCUGUCCCUUUUUGCAUACAUUUUGCUGGUGGAUUUCAAGCUUCCUCCACCUAUUGGCCCUUCUAUGGCGGAGAUAACACUGUACUUCUGGGUCUUCACUUUGGCCCUGGAGGAGCUUAGACAGAGUUUUUUCACUGAAGGAAACACGAACAUCGUGAAGAAAUUCAAACUGUAUGUGGAGGAUUCAUGGAACAAGUGUGACAUGGUGGCCUUGGUGCUGUUCAUAGUGGGAGUGACAUGCAGAAUGUUUCCGGUCACAUAUAAUGCAGGCCGCACGACCCUGUGCCUGGAUUUCAUGGUGUUUGCCCUGAGACUGAUUCACAUUUUUGCCAUCAAUAAACAGUUGGGACCAAAGAUUAUCAUUGUGGAACGAAUGAUGAAAGAUGUCUUCUUCUUCUUAUUUUUCCUGAGUGUUUGGCUCAUUGCUUACGGCGUGGCCACUCAGGCUCUACUGCACCCCAACGAGAGUCGUGUGGACUGGAUCUUCAGGAAUGUUCUCUACAGACCUUACCUUCAGAUAUUUGGCCAGAUUCCACUGGACGAAAUAGAUGAGGUUCGGAUGGUUAAUCGAUCCUGCUUCACUAACCAAGGCAACAUGACAAAUGAAGAGAACUUACCAUACUGCAUUAAUCGUUAUGCAAAUUGGCUGGUCAUCAUGCUUCUGGUCAUCUUCCUGCUGGUCACUAAUGUACUUCUGUUGAAUCUUCUGAUCGCCAUGUUCAGUUAUACCUUCCAGCUUGUUCAGGGAAACACAGAUAUAUUCUGGAAAUUCCAGCGCUACAAUCUAAUCGUUGAGUACCAUAGCCGGCCAGCUCUGGCCCCACCCUUCAUCAUCAUCAGCCACUUAAGCCUUUUCAUUCGAGGGCUUAUUAAAGAACCUCAGCACAAGCAGGAGCAUUUUGAAAAGCACAUACCAGAGGCCUUGGACCAGAAACUCAGGAUCUGGGAAUCUGUGCAGAAAGAGAAUUAUCUAGCCAGUUUGGCAAAGGGAAAGAGAGAAAGCAGCACUGAAAGAUUGAAGAAAACAUUCACCAAGGUAGAUUCAUUAUCAAAAUCAAUCAACAGGCUUCAAGAACAGGAAAAACGCCUUGUAACCCUCGAGACAAGGAUGAAAUACUGCAGCGAUGUCCUAUCCUGGAUGAUUGAAUCCUUUACUCAACACAAUCUGCACUGCAACAGACCUCCUCCAACAUACACUGAUUCUUCACCUCCAGUCUGCAGAAGGCAGCCACAGGAUGUACUAUCUGCAGAUGACUGUCCAGGGGACACGGCUGCAAUGGCCAUGCAGUACAUUGAUGACUAGUUUCAACAAGAUAGACCACAUUACACUCCAAUACAGAGCAAAACAAUGGAGAAAUGUUUCAGCAACAUGCAGCUUCCUAUGCUGUGCCAGCAUCUGGUGAAAGAUUGAGAGUUCAGCACAAGAACUUUGGAUUUUAACUUGAAUUUUAAUUCCAGAGGAAAUAGUUUGUAGCAACUUUUUUUUUUAAAAUGGGGCAGAGUGAUCCAGGCUUAGCAAACUAGGCAUUAAAAAAACUGAAAAAACUUUCA
Molecule: messenger RNA, 4341 nt
Organism: Carcharodon carcharias (great white shark)
Lineage: Eukaryota; Metazoa; Chordata; Chondrichthyes; Lamniformes; Lamnidae
Gene: trpm5
Product: transient receptor potential cation channel, subfamily M, member 5
Exons: 27
Coding region: 395-4093 (1232 amino acids)
Biological process (GO): calcium ion transmembrane transport
Cellular component (GO): membrane
Molecular function (GO): calcium-activated cation channel activity; ligand-gated calcium channel activity
Source: RefSeq, a predicted model, not a curated record